GUCGAUCUUGUUGUGUCGUCUGCUACGAAUUGUUUUGGCGCCAGUUAAUAACGAGAAAAAAAAUGUCAAAAAAGUUUUUCAACACUUUGUUUAUAUUUAAAUAUUAAAAAAGAACUGUGGGAUUAAUUAUUUCUUAAAUGGUUGAAUAUUAUUUAAAAAGAUGGACGAUUACGAUUGUACAUUUAAUUGUAGCGGAAAAAUUAAUUUCGCCGAUUGGCAAUUAAAUAAUACAGGUUUAUUUGCGAAAGAAGUGGAAAACAUAUUUAUUCCAAAGAGAAAUUAUUUAUUUUCCGAUGAGCAGGUUAGACUUUUCGACUGUUUGGUGCCAAGUGCCACGGCAAUUUUAAAUCUUAAACAUUAUAUCAAUUGCAUGGAAAUGGCCUUAAAGCAGUUCAUCAGAAAAGAAAAAUAUAAUAACGUUAAUCAAUUGUCGAAGAACAAUGAAGAUUUCUACAUCCUCAGAAAACAUGUUUGCGAAUUUAUAACGUACGUUCGCUCAUAUUUAAAUAGUAUUAAAUGGAACAGUUCGUCAUUGAAGGCAAUUAGCAAUGAAAUAGAAGACGAUUUGGAAGAACUUUUAAGUACAAUUUGUCGUUUUUGCAGUCGUUUGCAAAGUAUUCCUGAUUCAAUAUUUCACUACGCAGCUUCACAUCUUGGAAAUAGAUGUUCUCAACCUGAAUUUCACGUUUAUCAUAUGCAUUUGGAAUUAAGAUGGCUCUAUGUGACGUUAAUUUAUGCUCGGAAUGUUUCUUGGCAAAAUUCGAUAAAUGAACCUGCGGAUGAAUUGGACAAAACUUUCGAGCUUAUUGUUAAUGAUUUGAUUUACAUGUCGAUGAAAAUAUUUGCAAGGAUUCCAUUAUCAGAAUUAAAGAUGAAAACACCUUACAGUUGUACCUGCGUUCGAGAAUUAUGGCUUAUGCUUCAAAUUCUCAUUGACGAUUAUGCUGCAAAAAGAGGUUCAAAGAACUUUUGGGAUUACGUGAAUCUUAUUUUAAAUGAUCUUCUAUUGAAAAACAGAGCACAGGAAAAAGCAAGUUGGCUAAAAAAUUUGGAGAGCAAUUUACCUGAUUGCAUUAAUACGGAAUUAUUUUCAAUAUGGUUGAUUUAUCACAUGACAUUGCUUUAUGGUUACGAUAACGAUGGUUUUUAUCUACAAUCACGUUCCAUACGGGUGAAGGAGAAUUAUGAGCAAGUUGAAAGGAUUUUAAAGGCCUAUGUGAAUAAAGGCGGAAAGGAUGGCGAGAGAGAUGAAAUUGAUGAGGAAUUGAAAAUAAUGAUUCCAUUAUUGCGAAUUAUAUCGACAGAGUGGUGGCAGCCGAGAAUACAAAUUCUUUCAUUUUUGUGGGAUUGUUUUCAUCGACGACUGGAUCAACCAUUUCUUUUGCAAACUUCCGGUCCUUGGUCGCUAUCCCUUGAAAAAAAGUCGCCAGCCGAUAUUUUGAAGCAAAUUAGAGAGAGAUUGGAAAAUGAUUUUGAGCAAAGCAAAGAGUCUAGUUACGGAAUGUUUUUACGAUUUUUGGGUACAUUUUUGCGUAAAAAUCAAAACGAUCCGAAAUAUUGGAAUCAGAUGAAGGGACGAAUAUUUUCCAAAUUAACAAAAACAAAAGUACAAACGUAUUCCGUGUCCGGAAUGUAUAAUUUUAUCUCUCUAUUUUUGACUUUGGCCGUAACUGUUGAUACCGAAAGUGUCUGUACGGUUAUGUUGAAUUUAUUGCCAUCGAUAUCAGAAUGGAUUAAACUCGAUGGGAAGAAAUGUAAUUUAAUUUGGAAGUCACAACUCGCCGUUUUGUUAUUGUUUAAAGAGCAGAGAAUUAAUUUCUGCAGUUUUUCAGACACUUUCACAACUGGGGUGAAUUUGAUUUGCUGUCAAAAAGAUGAAAAUUCAGCGAAUAUGAUGACAGCGUAUGUCGAUGUUUUAAAUACAAUUGUGCGUACAAGUGAAAAAUAUGAUCAAGGUGAACAUAUUUUAAUUGGCGGAUGGAUUGAUCGCUAUUUUUCAGAUUGUUCGAGACAUAUGUUUGGCAAUUUGACUCAAAUUCUGAUAGAAAUUUUUCAAAAAUGCCAUCAAAUCACAAAUACGGACGCUAAUCAGGGUGGCGUGAAAUUAGUAUUGGACGCUUUGUGGUGUCACGUCGUCUGUAGAAUUCGACAAUUAGUCCUCGAUCCAACAAUUGGCGAUUUUUAUCUAAAUUUAACGAAAUUGGCUGUAUUUUUUACAAUAGACGCAUUAAAGGAUCCAAUGAUUGCGCGAAAAUACAAGCAUUCAGCUGCAAGUCUUUUUAAACAUUUCACAUCGUUUUACAUAAAAGACGCAAGAUUCUCUCGAUCGUACCUCUCGUUUAUUUUAAAUAAAAACUCAUCAGUUCAAGCGCUUAAAACAGAAGUCACGGAUUUUGAUCUCAUUGCCGUUCAAAUUUGGAUUCGUAGCAGUAUUUUGAAUUUUUCGCCUGAAGACGAUUCGAAAAUUUUAAUGCAAUACAUUAAGGAUUUGGAGAUGGUGAGGGAGAUUUUGGUAUUUAAUCAAGAAUCAAAAGAACCGAUUAUUGACUUUAUCAUGGCAUUGGCUGCGAAACGAAAUAACUUAAAUAGCGAACACGAAAAAAUGCAAUUCGACACAAAGUGUAAAGAAUUCUUUAAAAAUAUCGACAAAUGGAUUUUGUUACCAUUAAAUAAAGAGAAUAUUACAUCGAAAGUUGCCUUUUGGAUUUACAGAUGUAUAGGAACAUUAAUUAUAUGCUGUGCACCAACAAUGUACAAUCGGAAUCAAGGGAACAAUAUGCUUCGACUAUUGAUAAAUAAAGUUGCUCUGCCAAUGGAAAAUGCUUCUCUAAAUUAUGUGACAAUUAUGGCGAAACAAAUAUUUUCCAUGAUUAUGUUGGGAAUUGAAAAUCUUCACGUUAAUUCUGAUAUGUCACUACAAGUAUUAAUUAGAGAUCUUUUCGAUCAAUAUCUACCGGUUUUAAUCACUGAAUUGAGUCCAAAUAAUUUUAAAGCUGCCGAUUCAUUAUUAAAAUGCUUCUCCGAGGCGAAACGUGAUUUUAGUCGAAUUAUUUUUGAAAAAUUGUCCGAUAAUUUUAUUGUUGUACCCACUGAUAAUACGACUCAUAAACAUUGUUUCUUGGUAAUGAUACUAUUGAGGAAUUUAUUGAAGGGAGGAACUGCUUAUCCAAAAUAUGUGUCUGAAUUAAUAAUUACAAUUUCCACGCCGAAUGUGAUUCGUUGUUAUAUGAAAGUACACAGUUUACAUCCGCAUCGACAGCAAACGAUUGAUUUUAUACAAAAUGUUUUAUUGAAUCAACAUUACAAGGAAAAUCCAAAUUUGAGCGAAUUAUUUUACAAUGUGAUAUUGAAUGGAGUGCAAAAUUUCCUUUCGUUCAGUGUAAAAUCGUCCUUUGAAUUUUUAACUUCUCUGAUCGAGGUUAAUUUCGAAUUAAUAAAAUUCUUGUUGCCAAAUAUUGAGAGAACCGUCGCCGAUCAUGAGAAAAAUCGAAGACAAAAUGCAGCGUCUCUUCGAUAUUCCUUGAGUCAACUACAGCAAAAAAUAAAGAAUCUAAGCGUUUAAAUUGUCAUACGAAAUUUUCUCUCUAAUUUCCAAUUCAAAUACUGGAAGGAAUUAAUUGAAAAUUUCCAAAUUCAAUUCAGUAAUUUAAUGCACACAAUUUUUUAUUUUUACACUUGUUUAUAUUAAAGUCUAUCUUAAUGUCUAAUUUUCUUUAUUUUAUAUGAAUCGACAAUUGUAAAAUAGUUUUUUUGUAAAUAAUAUAAGGAUUUUUGGAA
Molecule: messenger RNA, 3777 nt
Organism: Leptopilina heterotoma
Lineage: Eukaryota; Metazoa; Arthropoda; Insecta; Hymenoptera; Figitidae
Product: protein MMS22-like
Exons: 20
Coding region: 161-3562 (1133 amino acids)
Biological process (GO): double-strand break repair via homologous recombination; replication fork processing
Cellular component (GO): nuclear replication fork
Source: RefSeq, a predicted model, not a curated record